GUUCCGCUCGUUCCGAUCAAAAACUCUUCGCCGAUUACGUCACGUGAAUGUCUGCUGGUACAGCUGACUGACCAGUGACACUCUUGAUAGGUUAUCCGACCGUUCGGUAUAAGUAGAAGGGAAAAUAAUCCAUCGACCAACAUGCACGGAAUCAAGUUUUUCAAGAAAUUCCUGAUGCCUUGCGGGCUGUGUGCAGCGACACCGCUUGUCAAGCCGGCCCCUCCUCCGUCAAAUUGUCCAACGCCUUGCGAACUAGACGAAAAGAAGCUGAUUCGCCCCUCCGAGUUGCCGAUAUAUACGCUUGGCUCACCUUCAAAAGUGGACCAAUGCCCUACACCUGUCAAUUGUGAGCCGUCGUACUUGGAACAGGGUUUUGGCACGAUUAGGAAGUCCUUGUCUGGUGUUUUCACGCAGUAUCAACAUAUUACCGAAUCUAUUACAGAUAAAAUAGAUACGGGAGUGGCCCACAGUGAAUCCCUCUACGAGUACCUGAAGGAGGAAAGUAACGUUUUGCCACGACUGGGAGCAAUCGGGAUCGGAGCUCUUUCUGGUCUAAUACUGAGCCUCCGAGGCGGAGCAUUCAAGAAAACGUUGUACACAACCACCGGUGGUCUUCUCGUGGCCUCCUUCUGUUACCCAAAACAAGCCGCAGAAGGUGUCGAUCUUGCCAAACAUUACGUGAACAUAGGUUACAACUUUGCUUACGGAAUUAAACCGGGAGACGAGCAGUUGGAGAUCCAUUUUCCAGAACUUCCUAAGCUGAAUAUACCGACGUCGUUUAGCGGGCUCUUCGAUCAAGUAAUAGAGACGGGAGCCACGGCAGGAGAAACGAUCGGCAACCUGGCCAGCAAGGCGUCAGAAUACUUGUCGGAAUCUAAAGAUGCAAAAUUGACCGAGGACAAGCCAAAGCAAAGUUAAAGCGAGAAACACGUUUACUGAAUGUGAUUCGAACGUGUGUGUGUGAGAAAGAUAGACACACAUUACGCUGUCCCUGACCACGGAUCGUUGAUAAAAAAAUGUAAAU
Molecule: messenger RNA, 1024 nt
Organism: Diprion similis
Lineage: Eukaryota; Metazoa; Arthropoda; Insecta; Hymenoptera; Diprionidae
Gene: Mic26-27
Product: MICOS complex subunit MIC27
Exons: 6
Coding region: 142-918 (258 amino acids)
Biological process (GO): cristae formation
Cellular component (GO): MICOS complex
Source: RefSeq, a predicted model, not a curated record